AUGCAGACGGCAAAGGGAAAGGCUGAGGCGCUUGGACGGAAGGCCAAGCUCACUCAGUCGUACCAAGAGCUCCUUGACGAGUUCUCCAACAAGGACCUGAAAUCUGUCGGAAACUACACUCUAGGCCGGUUAAUAGGAAAAGGAUCCUUUGGCAAGGUUUACCUUGCUACCCACAAACUCACAAAUGGCUCCAAGGUUGUUCUCAAGUCGGCGAAGAAGGACGAUGCCAACCUGGCCCGCGAGAUUCACCACCACCGCCAAUUUGUACACCCACACAUAGCAAGAUUAUACGAGGUGAUUGUGACCGAAUCCAUGGUAUGGCUGGUGCUGGAAUACUGCUCGGGUGACGAACUCUACAACUAUCUGAUCGACCAUGGCAAACUCCCCGUCGAAAAGGUGCAAAAGACGUUUACGCAGUUGGUCGGCGCCGUGUCCUAUGUCCACCAACAGAACUGCGUUCAUCGCGACUUGAAGCUCGAGAAUAUCCUUCUCGACAAGAAUGAGAACGUCAAGCUGUGCGACUUUGGCUUCACCCGGGAAUACGAGGGCAAGGCCAAUUACCUUCAGACCUUUUGCGGCACCAUAUGCUAUUCGGCCCCCGAAAUGCUAAAGGGAGAGAAAUACGCCGGCGAGAAGGUGGACGUGUGGAGCUUGGGGGUCAUCUUAUACGCUUUGCUCACGGGUGAGCUGCCGUUUGACGACGACAACGACCAGGUCACGAGAACCAAGAUAUUGACGGAGGAACCAAACUAUCCCGAUUUUAUACCAGCCGACGCCUUGUCACUCCUCAAGCUGCUCCUCUCGAAACGCCCCCUGCUACGACCGACACUACCGGAUAUUCUGGCGCAUCCUUUCCUCGCCGAGCACGCACCGCAGCAGCAAGAGAUCCUCAAACUGGAACGACCGGCACCUUUUUCGACCCCUCUUGAGAAGGAGGUACUGCACCGGAUGAAGAGUGCCGGGGUGGAUAUCGAGGCUGUGAUGGAGAGCGUCAUUUCUCAACGAUGCGAUGCUCUGGGGGGUUGGUGGACGUUGCUGCUCGAAAAAGAAGUACGCAAAGUGAUACGCAGAGAGAGGAAACGAAGAGAGAGGGCCGAGAAUAGGAAUUCACGCCGCUUUUCCCAAGCUUCCAGUCGACUGAACGCUCUGGCGACGGUCGAGGAAUCCCAGUUCGCGAAGCUCUCAGAUACCCCCCAUAGGACACGGGGCCGGAGCCAGAGGAGAAGCGCCCACUACCCUAGCUUGACGAUUCCGGACUUGCCCGGGUUUGCCGACUUUUCCAAGACUGGAAACGGAAAUCUUGCUCUUAGUCCUGAUGGGGAGGUGCCACCUCCACCGAUUGACAAGGACUCGAUAAGGUCAGUCAGCUCGUCGAGGCAUCGGAGGCCGAUCCCACCACCAAAGGAAGGGGUUCUAAGAAGCGCACGCUCUAGGGGCAGCACCCUCCAUCUAGUGACGACAACAGACGCGCUAGAGGCCACCACCACCUCGCAGGCAGGUGACCCAAAGAAGGUGAAGAAACGACCGUCACAUGCCAUCCUUGCGACGUGGAAGAACUGGACACAUUGGCUCUUUGAGCACACGGGGAUGAAGAAUGCCAGCAGGCGUGGAGGAAGCCAGUCGGCACCUAACCUUCUUUCCAAGCAGACAAGCGCAAAGGAUACCAAGUCAAAAGAUGCCAGUCCCCGGCCCCAGACCAGCAAGUAUCCGGUGAGCGGGUCUAAUGCAGCUCCUGCUACCGCCAGCCUACCCAAGAGUGUGGUUGCCAAUGGCUACCCACCCCGCGGCUCUUCGGCAGCUCAAGGGACGUCGUCCAACCCAAUAUCGCCGACCUUGUCGACCCCAUCCAUGCACCAUCCCCGGAUGCCCAGCUCCUCUGGGUACAAACGGCAGUCCAUGUCGCCUUCACCUUUGACACCCCGCUCAACCAUCCGGCGAUCCUCUGGGCCCACUGGACUCCGCGGACGAAAGUCUACCUCGUCAUCUGUCUCGUCAGUGCGGUCCCUGCAUCACACGCACCACCAUAGCCACAGCAAGGCUAGCUCAACGUCGUCGAACGGUUCCGUCUCCACGUCGGUUUCCAAGACGCCAAUGCAGAAUGCUCGAAGUCCCCACCACUCUGUCAAGGUUUUACCGGCCACUCCUACCGGCAACACCUUUCCCAGCAACAUCCGUCUUGUGCGGGACCGCAGCGGACCACCCCUGAGCGUCUUCAACGAAGGACUACCGGCCUUCAACGGAGCCAUGAUUCCACAGCCCCCAGGCAGCCCGAACCCGUUUUCGGGUAACGGAGUCAUGUUUGCCAAACGCAAGCGGAACAUCUUCAAGGGGCCCAUGCUGAGUUUGUCAGGUUCAAGAGACACACGCAGUUCGGGGUCUGGAUCAGCAAGCCACUCUAGAAGUGCGAGUGCUAGCGGUCUCGGGCGUAGGAGCGGCGAGAUGGCGAUUCAGGAGGUGGACGAGGACGACGAAGACGACAAUCUGACCGAACGGGGAAGGGGUCCUCCCAGUGUGACAGACGAACUUGAAGAGGUGGAAGAGGUUGACUCUUUCUCGCCAAUCGUCAAAGGCCCGGGCGAGAUUGUGGAGGAGAGGAUUUAUGAGGAGGGAGAGGAAGAGGCAGAGUUGAAAGCUGGGUUGCCUGGCUUGCAGCCCGCGGCGACGAUAACACCAUCGCCCGUGUUAUGA
Molecule: messenger RNA, 2688 nt
Organism: Podospora anserina S mat+
Lineage: Eukaryota; Fungi; Ascomycota; Sordariomycetes; Sordariales; Podosporaceae
Exons: 4
Coding region: 1-2688 (895 amino acids)
Biological process (GO): intracellular signal transduction; protein phosphorylation
Cellular component (GO): cytoplasm
Molecular function (GO): protein serine/threonine kinase activity; ATP binding
Source: RefSeq, a predicted model, not a curated record